This is a messenger RNA of Acanthopagrus latus (yellowfin seabream), 3150 nucleotides long. It is a transcript of the gene pnkd, whose product is annotated as PNKD metallo-beta-lactamase domain containing. Bases 19 to 1098 code for a protein of 359 amino acids. Gene Ontology annotation, cellular component: mitochondrion. NCBI's taxonomy places the organism in Eukaryota, Metazoa, Chordata, Actinopteri, Spariformes, Sparidae. The transcript has 9 exons. Gene Ontology annotation, molecular function: hydroxyacylglutathione hydrolase activity. The record is from RefSeq and is a predicted model, not a curated record.
GUUCUGCUCAGAGAGGCUAUGGCGCUUCCUGACUGGAUGUUAACGCUAGGUGCCACCGCAUCCUUUUUGUCUUUCGUAUAUUUAUGUGUUCGCUACAGACGGACAGGACAAGCGUUUGGGGGCAGAUUUCUGAGUAAGAUAAUGGCCCGCACGGAGAAGCCGUUGUUCCGAAUCGCGUACACUCUGUACACAAGGACCAGGCUCGGCUACAUGUACUACAAGAGGCAGAUGAGGAAAGCCCGGGAACAUUACCCUGCUGGCCACUCCACAGCUCAGCCCAUGGAGAUCAAUGGUAUCAAAAUAAUUCCCAUCUCAGUUCUGUCUGACAACUACAGCUAUCUUGUAAUAGACACAGCCUCCAGUGUUGCAGUUGUUGUAGACCCUGCAGACCCGCAAACAGUUCAGGCAGUCCUUGAGCAAGAAGGAGUGGCGUUAGAGGCAAUUCUGUGUACACAUAAGCAUUGGGAUCACAGUGGGGGCAACAAAGGGUUGAAAAGGCUUCACAGCUCAUGCAGAGUUUAUGGAAAUGCAGCUGAUAACAUUCCUGGCCUCACACACCCUCUUUCCCACAAGGACUCUGUAAAGGUUGGUCGUAUGCACUUUAAGGCCCUCUUCACACCCGGACACACAGUGGGCCACAUGAUCUACCUCCUGGAUGGCCGGGCGGUCGACACCCCCUCCAGCCUCUUCUCUGGUGACCUGGUGUUCCUCUCAGGAUGUGGGAGGAUGUUUGAAGGCAACGCCACAACGAUGCUGUCAUCUCUGGAUACAGUCGCCUCCUUAAGUGAUGAUACUCUGUUAUGGCCUGGUCAUGAGUAUGCAGAGGACAACCUGCUGUUUGCUGCUGAGGUUGAGCCACGCAACACUGCCAGGGAAAACAAAUAUCAGUGGGUGCUGCAGCAGCGAGGCCAGAAGCUGUGCACGAGUCCUUCCACUAUUGGGGAAGAGAGGCAGUACAAUCCUUUCCUGCGCAGCAACACUCCAGAGCUCCAUCUGGCCCUGGGCCUCCAGCAGUUCCAGGAUGAAGACUGGACUCAGUUCAGGGCUCGGGUACUGGAGGAGCUGCGAAAACGCAAAGACCUCUACAACAGGAGAUAGUCCUGUUAGCUCAUGAACAGUGGUUCAGCAGCAGUGAUCUGCAGCAGUGGUACUGUAUCAAAGGCGAAAUCUUUUCAUAGAGACCAGUGUUGUCAGUUUAAAGGGGCAUUAAGUAAUUUUUGACCUUUUAUCUACCACUAGAAACAUAGUCACAAUGUCAUUAUUACACGAUGCUAAUUGAUAAGCCUAUUACCUCUCCACAUACAUUUGUUAUUCUAAUGUUGUGUUCAUAGACAGGACCAUGCUCAUUUUCUUUUCUCUCUAACAUGGAGACUUAAACAGUAACAUAGGUUUGCAUGAGUAGCAUUCUGUUUUUAUACUACAGGUAGGUAGAAGCAGAUUUUGGACUGUCGUGUGUGUGUGUGUGUGUGUGUGAGAGAGAGAGACACAGGGUGGUUACAGGUUUGCACACGACAUGGAUAAUUUAGCGUGUUAGGUACUGUGUUUUGGACUGCAUAGCCUGGUGUGUUUUUCAGGCAACACAUUAUUUUGAUAGCCUAUGAGACUGGCUGUAUUUGGUAUGCUGGUUCCACUUUUACAGUGCUGCUGAAGAGUAAUUAGCUUCUCUAUGGAAGAUGUGAUUUUUGGAGUAUUUGAUAUUGUUUGAUGUUGUGAUAUUAUUUUCAGCAAUAAGGGUACGGUUAAUUUAACAAAUCACAAACACUAUUUGCUGUAGGUACUCUCCUUUUAAUUACAGCACAAUGUAUGAAAAGAAAAACGAGUUUACAUGAGACUUCCAUGUGAAUUUUUGCUGAAUCUUGGAGCCAAUUUAGUUUUGAUUUAAAAGAGACCAAUGUGACCAGGCUACUAGCCUGUUUUGUUUUCUAGGGCUGCACGAUUGAUCGAAAUACAGUCAAAAUCGCAAUAUGGCUAAGUGCAAUAUCUGAAAUGCAAGAAGCUGCAAUUUCUUUCGAUAAAGGUAAGAUGUAUGACAACACAGCUUUAUAACCAAGUACUGUAGUGCUGCAAAUCCCCAGAUGCAAGAAAGCUUGUUCGUUCUCUACAGAUCCCGACACAUCAUGAUUUUACUUGUUUUUUGUGUGAAAAUUAAAAUUAUGAUGCAAAAAAUUAUCAUUCCAACUAAUCAUGUAUCAUAUCGCCAUAAUCACGAUAUGAUUUUGUUUUUUGGAUCAAGUCAUGCAGCCUUGAUUAGCAACAAGAAUUGACUUGAAUCCGACAGCCCUUCUUUGUGCCUCUCAGCAAAUGAUUUUGCUGAGCUUAUUGCCCAUGUAUCGUGUUGUAUUGUGUUGCACUUUGUGAACAUCAGCAUUUGUGAAGGAUUUAUUGCAUUGUGAUGUAUGAAACAUGACUGAGUGGCUGUUGAAGGGACGUUUUCUUUUGUUUUAGCCUGUAGAAAUAUUCAUGACUGCCAACAGCUAUAAUGAAGAUAAUACAAUGUGCAGGGUACUGUUGAAUGGAGUAAACUGUAGCCAUACACUAUGAGUUCUGACUUUUGUCUGAAACAUGUGAUAUUUAAGAUGAGUGGAGAAUAAAUUGAAAAUUUCUUUCUAAUACGAGAACGCAGUGUGACCUUGACUGUUGUUCACGCUUUAAAUUUUCAGAGGGAAUGUUUUUAUAGCCAAAUUUGAAAUCUAUGGAAAGCAAAAUUGUGCAUAUUUUUAAUAUAUUAGAGGAUUUGUUAUACUGUGACAAUACAAUGGAUGAGAAUGAUUUCAGUAUAAUAAACUGUCUUCUUCCCAUGUGCAUUUGUAUAUUUCAGUUGUUUUCUUUUGUAUGUGUUUUGAUAAAGGGCGCGUAAUGCAGCCUCUGUUUAGGUGGAGAUGGGCGAGAAUGCAAAGAACGAAACCUUUUUAAACUUUUGAGGCGAUGUGAACGCUCCUCAGAUUCCUCCGCAGCUCCUACAGAGGGGCUCGUACCAAAGCACCUUGUCCCCUGGUGAUUGUUGACUAAAAUGUUAUUCUGUUUGUUUGAUGCAGAUUUUUCGCAUCUCAUUUGCAUAUGUUUGAGUUAUGAAUACCUCCACAUGGGAGACUGUUUUACUUCAGGUUACGUUUUAAUGAGGAAAAUAUGAAAGUAAACUGCUUCAUUAGA